AAAUAAAAAAAAAAAUUGUUAUUUGCUGCUGUUAAUUGAUUGGUAUUUUAAAGUAUACGUUUUACAGUUUAGGAUGAUUCAUAAUGGAGGUUGUGUGAUUGAGCAUUGGUUUCAUUCUCAAUAACUGGCUGUACCAAGUAUGAAUGUUUUCAUUUCUCGGCAGAAGAGUGAAUUUUGAGAUGAAUUUAUGUUGCUUUCAAAGGAAUUUUUCAGCUGCUUUGCCAUCUCUGGUUCCUGUAUCCCUACCAUCUAAAAAGGAAACCCAUUUGUGGUAUGUUUUACCUGAUGAGGUGAAAAGUGAAACUCUCCUAAAUCAAUAUUUAGAAAUUCUAUCACCAUAUGAGAAGGAAAGUAUUUACCGAAAGCAUGGACACCAGCUCAAGAAAAGUGCACUGCUAGCCCGUGCCUUGGUUCGUACUACCAUCGCAAGAUAUCAGACAAAUUGUCAAAUAAAUCCUAGAUCCUUGAAGUUCAGAAAGAACAUCUAUGGGAAGCCUGAGGUAGACUGGCAAAAUGAUGACGACUGGUGCCCGCCGCCAUUACAUUUUAAUAUUUCACACACAUCUUCUCUAGUAGCCUGUGGAGUGACUGUGGAUGUGCCAAUUGGUAUUGAUGUGGAAGAGAAGCAACGGAGGAUAAAGAACAAUAUUCUAGCUUUUGCCAAACGGUACUUUUCUCAUGAGGAACUGCAACUUUUAGCUUCUAUUGCAGACCCUGAAAUCCAACAUCAGGAGUUUAUUAAGUUAUGGACACUCAAGGAGGCAUAUGUGAAAGCACUGGGAAGGGGAUUUUCUGCUGCACCUUUCAAGACCUUUACCAUUUGGACUAGGGUUGAAACUACAGUAAACUUUCAGCAUUUUGAGGCUUUAGAUUCUGAGGCAUCUGAAAUAGUUGUUGAAUCUUCUGAUGACCCUGAGAACCUCACAAACAAUUGGAAGUUUGCACUCCUUGAUUUGGCUGGUUCUCAUUAUGCUGCAAUUUGUGUUGAAAAGGAUAAUUCCAUUGGAGGCGAAACAAAUGCUCCAAUGAGCUUGGCUGUGUGGAAAACCGUUCCUUUUGUUGAAGAUGAGCGUGUUUCAGGAACUGGUGCUGUUGUUGCCAUUGGUGGCUCGGUUAAGCAAUUCUGAUUAAUAUGCAUCCAUUGGUUUAACUCUUUGAUAAUAUCUGGCCAGAUUUCCAACUUUGCUGUAUGAAGCAAAAUGGUGUACAAAAAU
Molecule: messenger RNA, 1214 nt
Organism: Pistacia vera
Lineage: Eukaryota; Viridiplantae; Streptophyta; Magnoliopsida; Sapindales; Anacardiaceae
Product: 4'-phosphopantetheinyl transferase gsp-like
Exons: 9
Coding region: 144-1127 (327 amino acids)
Cellular component (GO): cytosol
Molecular function (GO): magnesium ion binding; holo-[acyl-carrier-protein] synthase activity
Source: RefSeq, a predicted model, not a curated record